Molecule: messenger RNA, 4744 nt
Organism: Cuscuta europaea
Lineage: Eukaryota; Viridiplantae; Streptophyta; Magnoliopsida; Solanales; Convolvulaceae
Source: the annotation of a GenBank genome assembly
GACGGCUUCUAAGCCAUUCUAUUCAUAUGAUAUUGUUUAAGUUUCACUCUUAAUAAUAUAAUACUAUAGUAGUAAAUUUAGAUUUUAUCAUGGUAUCAGAGCCAAAACCCGGAAAUAAAAAUUUUGGUGCUCUUUAAAGAUUUCAUAUCUUUUAUCUCCUUCCACCGAAAUGGCAAGAACGCCACUUCACUCUCGUAGUUGGAUAAUUGAUUCCGGAGCAAGUGAACAUAUCACUUGUGAUGAUAAUGAUAUGUUCAACAUUUUAGCUCAUCCACCCGAUUCAGCAGUCAAAAUUCCUAAUGGCGAUUCAAUUCCCGUUUCUAUUGUUGGUAGUCUAUAUUUAUCUAAUGGAUUCCAUCUUCGGCGGGUUUUAUAUGUUCCACAAUUUCAAUGCAAUUUGCUCUCCGUGAGUCGUCUCACUAGCGACCUUAAUUGUACACUCAUAUUUUUCUCCAACUUUUGUAUAUUACAAGACUUAGCUUCAAGAAAGCUUAUCGGUAUGGGAUGAUUCUGUAAUGGGUUGUAUUACUUGGAAUCACCAAAAGGUAAAGGGGCGGCAAUGUCGGCUGUUGUUAAUACCGAUUUAUGACAUCAACGUUUAGGACAUGCUUCAGAUGGAAAAUUACAAUACAUCACAUUUCUUAAGGGCUUCCGUCACAACAGUAAUUUCUGCGAUCCAUGUUUGCGAGCCAAACAAACUCGUCUCUCCUUCCCUAAAAGUACAAGUAAGACCACUUGCUGUUUUGAAUUAAUACACUGUGAUAUCUGAGAAGGUUAUAGAUGUGAUUCUACAUCAAGAGCACGCUAUUUUUUGUCUAUUGUUGCUGAUUUCACCCGAGGUAUUUGGGUCUAUCUCAUGAAAAAUAAAUGUGAAGUUUGUCAAAAAUUGAUACAAUUUUGCAACAUGAUAGUAAAUCAAUUUGACAAGCGAGUUAAACGCAUACGUUCAGAUAAUGGAAUGGAGUUUCAAACCAAUAUUUUAUCUGAAUUUUAUAAACGUCAAGGAAUUAUUUUGGAAACGUCGUGCACAGAUACUCCUCAACAAAAUGGGGUUGUUGAGCGUAAGCACAGACAUAUUUUAGAAGUUGCAAGGGCCCUUCGUUUUCAGUCCGGGUUACCCAUUGAUUUUUGGGGAGAGUGCAUUCUCACCGCUGUUUAUAUCAUCAAUCUGCUACCGUCACACGUCGUUUUAAAUAAAAGUCCUUAUGAAAUGUUGUUUGGGAAAGAGCCCAAUUUUGGACAUUUACGUGUUUUUGGUUGUUUGGUAUAUGCACACAACAAUAAUUAUAAAGAUAAAUUCAACGAACGGGGGAGUCCUUGUAUUUUUCUUGGAUAUCCUUAUGGUCAAAAGGCUUAUAGAGUUUUUGAUUUGCAAAAACAUGAUAUUUACAGUUCACGUGAUGUCACCUGCUUUGAAAAUGAAUUUCCAUUUAAGAAAAUUGAACAUGAAGGAUUGGAUUUUUGUUCUAUUGUGGAUCGUGCCUAUCAAAAGGUUGUGGACCAAAGUGGCUGUCAUUUGGACAUCAGCCUGGAAACUUCUCAUCAAUGGACCCCGCUAAUAAUGUGGAAAUCUCCAAGGAACAGCAACAUAAUUCUUUGAUUGAGCAGCGGCGUGAAAACUUCUCCGUCGAUCAGCAACCGGAGGACUUCACCGGCGAACAGCAACCUGGUCGCUUCUCUGCUGUGCAACAGCCUGGGAACUCAUCUCUAGCAAGCAAAGACCUGGACAUUAUAAGCGACCACCGACCUCCUCCAAGACCCCUGCAACAGCCUAGACAAUAUCUCCCUCCACAAGAUUGCGACACUCCUAUACGACUGACCAGACGCGAUGGUGAGGACAUAACUGAAGAAAAUGCUAGGUCAACUCAUUGCCAAACUCCAUCCACCGAACAUGUUACUAAUUAUAAGUUGGAUCCAUAUGGGUUGGUCAGGCCCACUUUCUGUUAAGACUCACCGUCCGGCCAGCAUCACUCCUCACAUAACAAUAAUACAGCACCACAUAAUUUGGAAUCCCCACCAAAUGAUGUUUCACUUGAUUUAACAUAUUCAAUGAAGUCCAUACCUUCCAUGGGUGAGAUAAGAAAGAGUAAUAGAAUACGCCAAAUUCCUAAACAUUUUGCAAGAUUUGACACUGAUCUGCCACCAUCCCUUGAUCAUUCUAACACGGCAGCAAAAUCAAUGGACGCCACUGUAUAUCCAAUUUCGAAUUUUAUCAGUUAUGACAAAUUUUCUACUAAACAUAAAGUUUUUUUUGACAGCCAUUACUUCCCGCGACGAGCCAAAACGAUUCUCACAGGCCGUACAAGAUCCCGUAUGGUGAGAGGCUAUGCAAAAAGAAAUCCAUGCUUUAGAAGAAAAUGGUGCAUGGACCUUAGUCAAACUACCACCUGGGAAGAAGGUGGUUGAUUCUAAAUGGGUUUAUAAAAUCAAAUAUAAGCCCAAUGGCGAUGUGGAGCGCUACAAGGCGAGAUUAGUUGCCAAGGGAUUCACACAAGUAGAAGGAAUUGAUUUCCAUGAGACAUUUGCACCUGUUGCCAAACUUGUCACAGUACGGUGGUUGUUGGCCGUUGCGGCUAAACAGAAUUGGGUAGUACAUCAAUGAGACGUCAAUAAUGCAUUCCUUCAUGGAGAUCUUUCUAAGGAUGUUUACAUGCGUGUUCCCAAGGAUUUAUCAAAGAUGGAUACGAUCGUGUUUGCAAAUUACAAAAGUCUCUUUAAGGGUUACGCCAAGCAUCACGAAAUUGGUAUCACAAAUUUACCCAAUCACUUCUCCGAGUUGGGUUUUGUCAAUAUCGGGCAGAUCAUUCUCUAUUGAUUUUCCAACAGGGACAGACCCGCACUUUUGCCCUCAUUUAUGUAGAUGAUGUCAUUCUUGCCGGAAAUGAAAUGUCUCACAUCCAGAAAAUUAAGGAACACCUGGAUGAUCAAUUUAGCAUUAAGGAUUUGGGAACUCUAAAAUAUUUCCUCGGAAUUGAAGUUGCUCGUUCUCCUGAAGGAUUUGUAUUAAGCCAACGCAAAUACACGCUUGACAUUCUAGAAGAAAGUGGUCUCUUAGCUGGUCGUCCGAGUAUGUUUCCCAUGGAGCAAAAUUUGAAACUUCGACCUGAUGAUAAUAGGCCACCUGUAGAUGCUUCUUCAUAUCAUCGACUGAUUGGGCGUCUAUUAUACCUUACCGUCACUCGCCCUGACAUCGUCUACUCUGUCAGUCAGCUUAGUCAGUUUCUCAGUCAGCCGUGCCAGACUCACUUUGAUGCCGCCAUACGUGUUCUUCGCUAUUUAAAAUAGACUCUGGGACAGGGCAUUUUUUAUCUGCAGAUACUGAUUUCACCUUAAAGGGUUAUUGUGAUGCAGAUUGGGCAGAGUGCCCCUACACUUGGCGCUCUUGCACUGGAUAUUUUAUCACUCUCGGAAAUUCACCUGUCUCUUGGAGAGCUAAGAAGCAAUCUGUUGUUUCAAGGUCUUCCGCAGAAGCCGAAUACCGUGCAAUGGCUAUCACCGUUAGUGAAAUCUUGUGGUUGCGAUGGUUACUUCAAGACCUUACCAUUCCCUAGACUAGUCCUACGUCCCUCUUUUGUGACAAUCAAGCGGCUCGUCACAUUGCUCUUAACCCUGUAUUUCAUGAGCGCACCAAGUAUGUAGAAAUGGAUUGUUAUUUUGUGCGAGAGCGUGUUGCUAGUGGUGAAAUCCAACCAUGUUGUAUAUCUACCACACACCAGAUUGAUGAUAUUUUCACAAAGGCACUUGGCACUAAUCGCUUCCAGUUACUCCGUAGCAAGUUGGGUGUUCGUGACUUUCACACUCCACCUUGAGGGGGAGUAUUGAGAAUACUUAAAUAUUAAUAUUAUUAGUUGUACUACUCAUGUACUAUCUCUAAGUAAGUACACGUAGUACAUGACCAUGCACUAUUAUUAUUAUUUGUAUUCUCUCCUAUCACUCAUAUUGUAAUAUGUAUAAAUAUACAUCAUGUAGCAGGGAUAAAGUGACGGCUUCUAAGCCAUUCUCUUCAUAUGAUAUUGUUUAAGUUUCACUCUUAAUAAUAUACUACUAUAUCAUAAAUUUAGAUUUUAUCAAGCUGAAGGUUUGAGUAGGCAAUCGGAUUGGCCGAGAAAAAAUGCAAGUGUGUCCACAAAAAAAGAAUACACACACAUAUAUAGACUCGCACACACACAUGCAUGCAUGUAUUAGAAAUCUUGAAAAAAAAAUUCUUAAACUUUGCACAUUAGUUCGUUUAUGAUUGCUUAUGUUUUAGACUUAGUCAACAAUCCCUCAUUCCCUCAAAUGUACAUGGUUCUCACAUGAUGACAUGCAUAUGAUUCUCCACUUCUAAGCUAUUAGCCGUCUUACUAAAAUAAACUAAUUAAAUUUUAAUGAUUAGUUGUUUUUGUAAUAAUGGCUGUUUAUUGUUAUGUUCAUAAUAGCUCCACAAGGCGGCACAAAUGGGAAGAGAGUUCGAAGGGGAGAUUACGGAGUCGGAAAUUCUUGAGUUAGUAGCACACUAGCACACCAUCCGGUGGUUGCUACUAUAGAUAUUGAUGAAGAAUUCGUGACAUACAAGGGACAUGUAACAAUUUAACCAGUUUUAUAUAUACAUUAAUGUGUUAUAAAAUUACACUCCAUAUAAUAUACACCCUUACGUAGUACUACGGUUGAACAUGAGGUUAAUCUUUUCUUCGGAGGAAAAAGCUUAUAUUGUAUUAAAUUCAUAGAACCUAACACCUCAACAUUCAUAAUAAAUCAAGUCUCC